Molecule: messenger RNA, 459 nt
Organism: Saxophila tyrrhenica
Lineage: Eukaryota; Fungi; Ascomycota; Dothideomycetes; Mycosphaerellales; Extremaceae
Exons: 2
Coding region: 1-459 (152 amino acids)
Source: RefSeq, a predicted model, not a curated record
AUGCAACUUUCUGCUUUCGUGUUGGCGAUGCUAGCCGGCCUCACUCUUGCCACCCCAAUCGAUCAAGGCUUCGAAGAUGACGAUAUCUGGCUUGAACCCUAUGAGCUGGACGGAGAUAGUGGAACUGGAAUGAACAUGACGAUUCUGAUGGUACGAGAGGAUGGCCCAAAGAUGAAUGAAUAUGCGGGACAUCACUGCGGUGGCGAGCUACUCUAUCAUCACGCGCCCGCACGCCAAGUAUGUGUCGGCAUGUCCGGCAGGACCCAGUCUGUAUACAUUGUCAAUGGGAUUGGCGAUUCAAGAAGGGUCCACGCAUACUUCAAGGCGGGCCAGUGCGAUGGCGGCCCGGGAGGUCCAGGUACUUCCAAGAUUUGGGACGUGGACGUAAAGAACUGCUUUAGGGUGAAGCAUCCCGCACAACACAGGAGGAUUCGUGAUGUCAAGUUCGUGGAGAAUUGA